Molecule: messenger RNA, 1266 nt
Organism: Eucalyptus grandis
Lineage: Eukaryota; Viridiplantae; Streptophyta; Magnoliopsida; Myrtales; Myrtaceae
Product: peroxidase A2-like
Exons: 4
Coding region: 55-1059 (334 amino acids)
Biological process (GO): response to oxidative stress; hydrogen peroxide catabolic process
Molecular function (GO): heme binding; peroxidase activity
Source: RefSeq, a predicted model, not a curated record
UCCACUGUUUUUUGAGAGGAGUCCACAAUUCCAAACGACAUCAAAAUAAUAGUCAUGAUGGUCCGUUCUCACGCUCCUUCCUCGCUGAUGGGGAUAGCGGUUUUCGCCGCGUUGUUGUUUCUCCUCCAUCCGUCGAGUGCUCAAUUAAGCUCAAACUUUUAUGCCACAUCAUGCCCGAAUGUGUCCAACAUCGUCCAAACCGUGAUCCAGCAGGCCCUUCAAUCCGACCCGCGCAUCACCGCCAGCCUCCUCCGUCUCCAUUUCCACGAUUGCUUUGUUGACGGGUGUGAUGGAUCGUUGUUGCUGGACAACAGCGCAACCAUUACGAGUGAGAAAGACGCAGCUCCGAAUACAAAUUCGACAAGAGGGUUCGAUGUGGUGGACAACAUCAAAUCAGCCAUCGAGAGCUCUUGUCCUGGGACCGUGUCUUGCGCCGACAUUCUCGCCCUCGGUGCUCAAGCUUCUGUCGUUCUGUCAGGAGGUCCAUCUUGGACGGUGCUCUCGGGGAGGAGGGACAGCUUGACGGCGAACCAAGCAGGAGCGAACACAUCGAUACCUAGCCCUUUUGAUUCCUUGGCUAACCUCACUUCCAAAUUCGCCGCUGUUGGCUUGGACACCAAUGACCUUGUCACUCUUUCCGGAGCUCACACCUUUGGACGUGCACAGUGCAGGACAUUCAGCCCUAGGCUCUACAACUUCAACGCGAGUGGCAGCCCAGAUCCAACCAUAAGUCCUUCAUACUUGACCACUCUCCAACAACUUUGCCCACAGAAUGGAAGCGGCUCCGUCCUCGCCAACCUCGACCCGACGACCGUGAACACAUUCGACAACAACUACUACGCCAACCUCCAGAACAACCAAGGGCUUCUUCAGUCCGAUCAAGAGCUGUUCUCAACAUCUGGCGCCGCAACGAUCUCCAUCGUCAACAGCUUCAGCGGCAACCAGAGCGCCUUCUUCCAGAGCUUUGCUCAAUCGAUGAUAAACAUGGGAAACAUUAGUCCUCUCACCGGAAGUAGUGGGGAGAUCAGAUCGAAUUGCAAGAAGGUCAACGGGAGUUGAAAGCUCUUUAUUUAUUUCUUUCUUUCUUUCUCUUUUUUGGUGUUUUCUUUGCGUGUAUGUGAUAUUAAAGCACAAUGAGAUUUAAAGAUCAGGCAUGGUUGAAUACAUCAGUUCUAUUGGGGAGCGAGCCAUAGGUUUGUAUUUCUUGUUAAGCGUGCAGUGUUAAGAGUCGAUUAGAUUAAAAUUCUUAUUACACGGUUUUACGCG